AUCCCACAGUAUGGAAAUAUUUUGAAUAUUCUUUGACGUUCAGCCAAUGAACUUGACUGUGGGAGGCUACAAGUUUUUUCAACAAUUCAAGUUUAAUCAGCCACCAGGUUUCCACGGGCAUAUUUGAUUCUUCAGUCUGGCUCCAAUAGUAAUAGUCACCUGGAUAUGCACCCUGCAACCUGCUGAUUCCCUUUCUUCAGCUAAGAGUGAAAUUCCCUAGUUCUGACUCCGGGUUGUGGUGCGUCGCCCUAACAGCUUCAUUAUGAGCCAAUCUGACCCAGCAGGAGAUGCUGUUGCCAGCCAACUGGCCUUGUGCUCCACUUGUGGCCAUCCACACUCGCAAGAGGAAAACCACACGUACAGCUACCAAGAAGAAGUGGAUGAUGAUAUCAUCUGCCAAAUUUGUCUGCAACCUUUGAUCCUUCCAAUCGAUACACCAUGCGGCCACACUUACUGCACUCUGUGUCUUACAAGCUUCUUGCUGGAGAAGGACUUCUGUCCGGUUGACAGGUCACCCAUCAUGCUUCAGACCUGUAAAAACUCCAGUAUCUUGGUUAACAAACUGCUGGAUAAGCUGCUGGUUACCUGCCCUUUAACAGAACACUGUUCAGAAAUCCUACAAAGGUGUGACCUGGAGCCUCAUUUAAAAAACAGAUGUAAAGGAGCAUCACACUAUGGCCUCUCUGGAGAGCGAAAGCGACGCUCCCAGGAUGAUGACUGCACAGGCUGCACGUCAGAGCUCAGUGUAGCCACCCUGCCCUCAGAUUUCCCAACCUCCGCAGCUGUAGCCUUAGUGACUGACGAGUCUGGUCUUGUUAACCCUGCCUUUGACCCAAGCGUGGAAGACAGCCAGUCAGACAACAGUUGCCUUCUCGCCAGAUCUAACACCAAAAAAAUCCGCCAUUUUGAAAGUUCUGCCAUGAGAAGCAGGUCUUUCAAACGGUUAAACCGAGCAUUCAGUGUCCUCCGGAGAACCAAAAGUGGUACUGCCGUUGUCAACGAGAGUGCCGAGGAAAGAGACAAUGAGAGGAAUGCAAAUGUUCCCGAGGAAGUUUUAGCCUUCCCACAGUUGCAUCACCUGAUCCCUGAUGGUGAAAUCACCAGUAUCAAGAUCAGUCGUUCUAACCCCAGUGAAGCACUGGCUAUCAGCAUUGUAGGGGGCAAUGAGACCCCCUUGGUCCACAUCCUCAUUCAAGACGUGUAUCGAGAAGGGAUCAUUGCCAGGGAUGGGAGGUUGUUGCCGGGAGACAUGAUACUAAAGGUCAAUGGCAUAGAUAUCAGAAGCGUGCCUCACUGCUAUGCCUUGACGGUCCUUAAGCAGCCCUGCCAGCUGUUGAGACUGACUGUGCUUCGCGAGCAGAGGCACAGGUACCGCAACAGUGGGCUGUCAUAUCAUGAUAACUACAGUACCAGGGGCGACAGCUUCCAUGUUAACUUGACCAAGAGAUGCCGAGAGGAGCAGCUAGGGAUUAAGCUGGUUCGGAGGCCCGAUGAACACGGAGUGUUUAUCUUUAAUCUGCUGGAAGGUGGCUUGGCAGCGAGGGAUGGGCAGCUUCAAGUGAAUGACAGAGUACUGGCCAUAAAUGGACAUGACCUUCGCAAAGGUUCUCCAGAACAUGCUGCCUUGCUGAUACAGGCGAGCGAGGAAAGGGUUCAAUUUAUUGUGUCACGCCAGACCCAACAACAGACCCCUGACAUCCUGCAAGAGGCCUGGUGGGACAUGAACAGCAGCCCCCCUCCUUACCCCACAGAGGAAAGAGACAGCGCCAGCAAGGUGAGCUCCAGCACUAGCAGCGCACAGGUACCAGGGCUGCCAAAGUGCAUUCAGAUACAGAAUGUGGUGCAUAACUUCACCUGCCAAGAGAAGAUUGUAAGCUUGACUAAGGAGCCCCAUGAGUCCCUUGGCAUGACGGUGGCAGGGGGCAAGUUGAGCAGAGGCUGGGACCUGCCCAUCUACAUCGCCAGUGUGGACCUUGAUGGAGUGGUGGGAAAUGAUGGCAGAAUAAAGAAAGGUGAUUUUUUGCUGAGUGUAAAUGGUAUUGAGUUAAUGGGUGUCACACGCAGUGAAGCAGUGACCAGACUUAAGAGCAUGUCCUCCGUCGUGGUCCUCAGAGCCUUGGAGAUGAGGGAAUGGGAUGACAGCCAAGCCCACAGCCAGUCGCCUUCUGAUGCCAAUGAGAACCUCAGCAGCAACAAUGAUGAUUGGUCACCCUCCUGGGUCAUGUGGCUCCAGCUGCCAAGGUAUCUCUACAGCUGUAAGGACAUAGUGUUAAGGAGAGAUACUUCUGGGAGUCUCGGGUUCAGUAUUGUUGGAGGCUGUGAAGAUUCUAAUAUAAACCAGUUGUUUUUCAUCAGAUCUGUUGUUGAAGGGACACCAGCAUACAACGAUGGCAGGAUAAGGUGUGGAGAUCUGCUGUUGGAAGUUAAUGGGAAAAGCACAUCAGGAAUGACUCACUCCUCACUGGUGAGGAUGCUUAAAGAACUGAGAGGAAGAAUCACAUUAUCAAUUGUGUCCUGGCCUGGCAGCCUGCUAUAGAAGACAAAGGAGUCAUAUUGGAAUAAUCUCUGAAGAGACCAACACCACUUUACGCUUAGUUUCUUUGUCUGGGGAUCAUCACAGGGUACCGAAACCUACCAGAAGCUUUAUUGCUCCCCAAGGAAAGUACAUGCAGAACACUGUAGGAUUCUGUAACCUUUGAGGAGACAUUACUGACCAGGGAAAAGACUGGGAUCAGACACGUGUUGCCAAUUACCUAGUUUAUACAUAUUAGAACGUGCAUUUGAUUGGAAUCUCAUUUAUAUAAAUGUUGCAGCCUGAUACUACUGAUUCAAGCACUUGUGUUUACUUUUCUUUAUUUUGUUAUUUUAAAUUGCCUUUUAACAAUGGCUCAAUUGUCCAUAUUGGAGUUAAAUUGUCUUUAUAUGUUAAGAACAGACUGACACUUAUUAAUCAUUAAGCAUAUUAAUCAAUGUUGUAUAUUUCUGACUCCAUUACAACAUUCUUAUACAACCCCAGUAAAUGUGUUCAUAUAAAUUUGUGAAAAAGUGAUGUUAUCAUGGGGGCCUUACUGAUUUUCAUUCUCUUUGCUGUACAUUUCUGUGGAAGUUAGACUGUGGAGGAAUUAUGUAUCUGGUCUGUCGACUUUUGGUUGUUUUACAUGCUUGAGCCUGUGUAACAUUUCUGAUGGUACCUUUGGUAAAAAAAAAAAAAAAAAAAAAAUUAAUAAUAAAAGUUCUUUAAU
This is a messenger RNA of Polyodon spathula (Mississippi paddlefish), 3242 nucleotides long. Its product is annotated as E3 ubiquitin-protein ligase LNX-like. Gene Ontology annotation, molecular function: ubiquitin-protein transferase activity; protein binding. The coding region runs from base 263 to 2536 and encodes 757 amino acids. Gene Ontology annotation, biological process: ubiquitin-dependent protein catabolic process. Gene Ontology annotation, cellular component: cytoplasm. The transcript has 11 exons. The record is from RefSeq and is a predicted model, not a curated record. NCBI's taxonomy places the organism in Eukaryota, Metazoa, Chordata, Actinopteri, Acipenseriformes, Polyodontidae.